Molecule: messenger RNA, 2399 nt
Organism: Misgurnus anguillicaudatus (oriental weatherfish)
Lineage: Eukaryota; Metazoa; Chordata; Actinopteri; Cypriniformes; Cobitidae
Gene: shdb
Product: Src homology 2 domain containing transforming protein D, b
Molecular function (GO): phosphotyrosine residue binding
Source: RefSeq, a predicted model, not a curated record
UCACUCACUCACUCAGUAUGUGUGUCCAUUCGCUCAGUUACAAUCAGACGAGCGUCAAUGUUGUUCUCAUAAACAUAUGAGAGAAAAAAUGCUAUUGACGCGGCUUCAGUUCCUCUUUUGAAACAUUGUAACAUUCGUAACGCGGGGAACGCGUCUGGAGUUUUAUGAAAACAUAAACCAGGAAUUCUACAACCAACUGUUGAAAAAACCUUCAGAUCUUCAGAUCAAUGACAGUCAUGGACCAUCUGUGAUACCUGGUUGUUGUUCCCAGGGAUUGACCUUGGGUGUCACGUUUGUCCUGAAACAUGAAUUCUGCUAUGCAUGAUGGUCCUGCCGCCAACAUAUUUUGGUAAAAUUAAAUACUACAUCCAAAAUCUUCAGACGACGGUCGUCUAACAAAGGAGAAAGGCUUCACUUUUGUAUUCUUGAUUCCGUUGGGUGUUUGUAAACAGAUCAGAAUGGCAAAGUGGUUUAAAGACUACUUAAGUUUCGGGAGCAAGCGGGUGCCCCCUCAACCACCCAAACCGGACUACACUGAGAGCGAGAUACUGAAGGCAUAUCGUGCUCAGAAAAACCUGGACUUUGAAGACCCGUACGAAGAUUUUGAAAACAGGGCGAGAAACGAAAAUGGGCCGACUGAAGUGUUUCACACGGGCUUUGGUUCUCCUCUAAAAACCACGAGCUUGGAUAUCAAGGUGGUUUCGCCGAAACAUCGCCUCAUCAAGGUGGAAUCGCAAGACUUGGGACGGAGCAAGAUACUCUUGAGUUCUGUGUCUCUGGAGGAACCGACAGAUCCGGUCGUCCCUUCAGCUCCAGUCCUGGGAGAUAAUGACUACUCUGACCCGUUUGAUGUUCGUGUGGAGCUGCGUCCCGAAACUAUCCAGGGCCUGACCACUCCAGAAAACAAUGGUUAUAUGGAGCCCUAUGAGGCCCAAAAAGUGAUCACAGAGUUGCAAAGAAGAACUGGUGGAGGAGGUGUAUGGGGUAGAGGGGAGGUGCAGCUCUAUGACACCCCAUACGAGGAGCGAAUCCCCGGACAGCCUGAUCUGCCUGAGGAGGGCAGGGAGAGCCGACUGCCGCAAGACGAUGAGAGGCCAGCCGACGAAUACGACCAACCAUGGGAGUGGAAGAAGGAACAUAUCUCAAAAGCGUUUGCAGAUAUGAAAGAUCUGACCGAUCUGCCCUGGCCUCCUCCAGUUGGACAGCUGGAGGAGGAGCCUGUCUUGGGCGAGCAAGUGCAGUUUGAAGGCGCUGAGUGGGAUCGUUCUUCUCCCACAGAGCGCCUGAGGUCUUCUAGGCCUCUACCAACCACAGGCAGCUCGAAGCUCCGCAAGCCCAGUGACCCUCAUUCUGUGAUGGGGGAGAGAGUGGACCCAACCCUGCCCCUGGAGAAACAAGUUUGGUAUCACGGCUCCUUGUCGCGCUCGGAGGCGGAGUCUCUCCUGACCCUGUGUAAGGAGUGCAGCUAUUUGGUACGAAACAGCGAGACCAGCCGCUUAGACUACUCUCUCUCUUUAAGGAGUUGCCAGGGUUUCAUGCACAUUAAAUUCUCGCAGUCCAAAGACGGACGCUACGUUCUGGGUCAGAACAGUCCUCCGUUCGAGACCAUCCCUGAAGUGAUCCACUACUACACCACACACAAGCUUCCCAUCAAAGGAGCCGAACACUUGUCCCUCCUCUUCCCUGUCCUGGUUCAGACUCUGUGAUGGGUCGAAGCACUGCAGGUCUCAGUGCUAUGAGCGAAAUGACAUGAGAAGAUUUUUUUUUAGGUUCCUUACAUUUUUUUUACAAUUUUAAGGGUCAUCUGUUUAAUAAAUCGUGAAUGAACUUUAAACAUGUCAGAUUAAAUUAACGUGACUUUCCGUCUCACAAAAUGGCCCUUCUGUGAACUUUAUCAGACGACUGUCGGCAGUGAGACCCGUCACUUGGCUUCAUUAUUUUCUGUUGGGACUAUGGAUUAGUCAUCUCUAAUGUUUAUUGAUUGAUUAGCAGCCUCUUGGGUCAACCAGACGGAAGUCUGCUCAUUUAUAGCUGCUGUAAAAGACAUUUAUGACUAUCCUCUCUUUAAAGUUUGUUAAGUCGUUUGUAAGAUUCUUAAGACCACACAGAUGCCGUCUAGUCGGUUUAAGGAAGUAGUCAAUCCCAUUUCGUUUCAUAUGAUGUCAUUUUUCCGUUUUAAUUUUGGUCACUGUGGCCCUGUCAUAGAUCAGGGUCUUCAUAUUAUAACGAUGAGAACAGAUACUAUCAUUUCAGUUCUGUUAAGUGUGAGGUUUGAAUAAUCACAUGCAAAAAUCUGUCUGUUAUUGAUAUUAUUUAGGAUACGGUAAAAUGUUGAAGAUGUUUCUUAGCUGCUGUUUCACAUGUGUUGUAUAAUAAACUUACAAAAGAGUGAAUAAGAA